AUGUCAAAAUUGCCUGGGAACGGUGACCCCGUUUCUCCACCAACGCCUCUGCGGCGUGAGCGUGCGCCUACUAUCACCAUAGAUACAUCCGCUGUGAGCGCAGGAACAGAAUCAUCCCAACCGCAAAUAACCCCAGAUGGAUCGCAGUCAACACUGCGGAUCUCUACCGAACAUUUGGGAGCGGGAUCGAGAUCGCCUGGCGGACCCUCGCUUUCCCCUGUGGAUCUCCACCCAGUGCCACCUUUGGAGGGAAAAGAAAACAGGGGAAGCCGCCCAACUUCACCCCAUAACGUAUCAUCUCCUGCUUCAAAAUGGCCCGAAGGCCCCUCUCAAACGUUUUUAUCCGUUCCUGGGACUCGAUCGCGGGGGAAUUCUGUAGAUUCGGAGGAGUUGGGAAAUUCUCCCGGUUCGUUUGGGAGUGAUACCUACGUGGGUUCCACUCCUUCAGGUCACGAUCGCCCUUCACACGAUGCCAAUCAUGAUAUAACAAAUGAUCCAGAUGCUUUGAAGCCCGAUCCUGGUACGGAGGAGGAUUUUAAAGUUGAAAACAAUAAAUUCGCAUUCUCCCCCGGACAACUAAACAAAAUGUUGAACCCCAAAAGUUUGUCCGCUUUCUAUGCUCUUGGUGGACUCGCUGGCCUUGAAAAAGGAUUACGUUCGAAUUGUCACGCCGGUCUCGGCCUCGACGAAACCUUUUUAGACGGGACUGUCACCUUUGAGGAUGCAACGAGGAAGAGUAGUGAAUGUCCCGAACAGCAUCUGAAAAUGCCCUCCCGAGUGAUGAGCAUGAAGAGUCACGGUUCGAAACAUACCAAGGAUAACGAGUACGCUGACCGAAAACGCGUAUUCAGUGACAAUCACUUGCCAGCGAAGAAGGCCAAGAGCAUAUGGGAACUUGCUUGGAUAGCGUACAAUGACAAAGUAUUGAUUCUACUCUCGGUUGCCGCUGCCAUAUCUCUCGCGCUUGGGAUAUAUCAAUCCGUUACAGCGGGGCCAGAUGAACACAGGAUACAAUGGGUGGAAGGAGUAGCUAUCAUAGUUGCUAUUUUGGUUGUAGUUAUUGUUGGUGCUGCAAACGACUGGCAAAAAGAACGGCAGUUUGUGAGGCUCAACAAGAAAAAGGAGGAUCGGAAUGUCAAAGUCAUCCGCUCUGGGAAAUCCGUGGAAGUAUCUGUUUACAAUAUUCUUGCUGGAGAUGUAAUGCAUCUAGAACCUGGUGACAUGGUUCCUGUUGAUGGCGUUUUUAUCGAAGGACACAACGUAAAGUGCGACGAAUCCUCCGCUACUGGCGAAUCUGACCUGCUACGAAAGGUUUCAGGGACCGAAGCAUACCGAGCAAUCGAAAACCAUGAAAACCUUGCGAAAAUUGACCCCUUUAUUCUGUCGGGAACUAAAGUUUCUGAAGGUGUUGGCACAUUCCUGGUUACCUCCACUGGUGUGAACUCAAGCUACGGAAAGACUUUGAUGUCAUUACAAGACGAGGGAGAGACCACCCCUUUGCAAACGAAGCUUAACAUCCUUGCUACAUACAUUGCCAAAUUAGGUCUUGCGGCAGGCCUAUUACUCUUCGUGGUCUUGUUCAUCAAAUUUCUAGCGAGUUUGAGUUCUAUUCAAGGCCCUGCUGCCAAAGGUCAAAAUUUCCUCCAGAUAUUCAUUGUCGCCGUAACUAUCAUCGUCGUUGCAGUGCCAGAAGGAUUACCCCUAGCCGUUACAUUGGCUCUUUCAUUUGCCACAAAUCGGAUGUUGAAGGACAAUAACUUAGUACGCGUACUAAGAGCAUGCGAGACAAUGGGAAACGCGACUACGAUUUGCUCUGAUAAGACGGGCACAUUGACCCAGAAUAAAAUGACAGUUGUCGCCGGUACGUUUGGGACUGCUUCUCGGUUCGGCGACAAAGCUAUUCAAGACACCUCUGUUCAGAAUGGCAAUAAUCAGGCGCACCAGGCGCACCACAGUCCAGCGGACGCAGAGGUGAACGACGUCUCCCCUGCGGAAUGCGUAUCCACGCUAUCGCCCUCUAUUAAGGAUCUCCUGAAAGACUCCAUUGUAAUGAACUCCACUGCUUUCGAGGGCGAUGAGGACGGGGUGCCAACCUUCAUCGGAUCUAAAACGGAAACUGCACUUCUCAGCUUUGCGCGGGAUUAUCUCGCCUUAAGUUCUCUUAGCGAAGAGCGAUCUAACAAGGAAACUGUUCAACUGGUGCCAUUCGAUUCCGGCCGAAAAUGCAUGGCUGUCAUCAUAAAACAGCCUAAUGGCAAGUUUAGGAUGCUUGUAAAGGGUGCCUCCGAGAUUCUGAUUGCCAAAUGCACGAGAAUUGUUCUUGAUCCGGCAGCAGAAUUAUCAGAAACACCGCUCACUGACAGAAACAGAUCAACCCUGGAUGACAUUAUCGAAAGCUACGCCUCAAGGUCUUUGCGUACAAUUGGUUUGGUCUACCGAGACUUUGAACAGUGGCCACCUCGUGGCGCCCCUACACAAGAAGACGACCGUACCCUUGCCGUUUUCGAACCAAUAUUUAAGGACAUGGUCUUUUUGGGUGUUGUGGGUAUUCAAGACCCUCUCCGUCCUGGCGUUAGUGACUCUGUCAUUCGGUGUCAAAAAGCUGGCGUGUUUGUUAGAAUGGUCACUGGCGACAACCUGACAACAGCGAAAGCCAUAGCUCAGGAAUGUGGUAUCUUUACCCCAGGAGGAGUCGCAAUGGAAGGGCCCAGAUUUCGGAAACUGGGCUCCCAACAAAUGAACCAGAUCAUACCAAGAUUGCAGGUCCUUGCACGAUCCAGCCCAGAAGAUAAAAGGGUAUUAGUUACGCGUCUGAAAAAGCUCGGAGAGACUGUUGCUGUCACUGGUGACGGUACUAAUGAUGCCCCGGCGCUGAAGGCAGCCGAUGUUGGUUUCUCUAUGGGUAUUGCUGGCACCGAAGUUGCUAAAGAGGCUUCCUCAAUUAUCCUCAUGGAUGACAAUUUCACAUCGAUUGUCAAGGCCAUAUCUUGGGGAAGAACAGUUAAUGAUGCCGUGAAGAAAUUUUUACAAUUUCAAAUCACGGUCAACAUUACAGCUGUCAUUGUCACAUUUGUUUCUGCUGUUGCCAGUGACGAUGAAGAAUCGGUCCUUACAGCCGUUCAGCUUCUAUGGGUCAACCUCAUCAUGGACUCAUUUGCUGCUCUAGCGCUAGCAACUGAUCCCCCCACUCAUACAAUUCUUGAUCGAAAGCCCGAGCCCAAAUCUGCGCCCUUGAUCUCCGUGACCAUGUGGAAAAUGAUAAUAGGACAGUCGAUCUAUCAACUUGUUGUCAUAUUCGUUCUCAAUUUUGCUGGGCCGAAUAUUCUGAACUACGAUUUUAAGCAUGGAGACAUCCGCUCUGAAACGAACCGCUUCAAAGCCCUAAUUUUCAACACAUUCGUGUGGAUGCAGAUAUUCAACCAGUACAAUUCCCGGAGAAUAGACAAUGGCAUCAAUAUAUUCGAGGGUAUCCUGCGCAACUGGUGGUUCAUCGGUAUCCAAAUUGUUAUCGUCGCUGGUCAGGUUCUGAUCAUAUUUGUUGGUGGCGAAGCCUUCCGUACUAAACCCCUGAACGGUGUCGAAUGGGGUAUCUCCAUCAUUCUAGGGCUUUUGUCAAUACCAGUGGCUGUGGUUAUUAGACUUAUCCCCGAUGAUUUUGCGAGGAAAUUAGUCCCUCCAAUGUGGACACGGAAGAAGACGAGGCCACAAGUUUUUGUCUCCGACGAGGACCGUUUCGAGUGGAACCCGGCUCUGGAAGAAAUCCGAGAUCAGCUGGCAUUCCUCAAGACUGUUCGUGGUGGACGGCUCAAGCACCUGAAGCACAAACUACAGAAUCCACAGACUUUGAUUCCAAGAUCGAGGAGCGGUUCGAGAUCCCGGGAGAGCUCUAUGCCUCACACUCCUGUCGGCGAUGUUGCCCAAGACAGUAUGUUCCCUUCACCUGCAACACCAGAUUCACGCUCUCGCAACGGUCGAUCGCGAUCCAAUUCAGCAUUUGGACCCGCAGCGGCUAUGGCCGGUAUAGUUGCUGGCAGUGUUGCUGGUUGGUCACCUGUGGAGAGAGGCCCAGGGGAAGCCGAUUCGUUAAAGUUUUCACGUUCCGAUCCCCAUACUGGUCUUGUCCACCAAAAAGGAAUUGAGAUCCAUCCUGAUACUCAAGAGGACGACCCUAUAGUUCGCGACUAUUCAUUGUCUUCCAGCGUGCCUCCCAGUCAGAACCCAGAAUUGACGCCACAGUUUGCACAUGGCCCAUCUUCCCCUUCGAAUCCUCCAAGUCGUGGGCGACGGUCUACUUCUAGACAGUCGAGGCGGCGGUCAAGUAGCAACGUCCCUCCAAACCAAACUACACCGCCGUCCUGA
Messenger RNA from Paracoccidioides brasiliensis Pb18, 4359 nucleotides. Its product is annotated as calcium-translocating P-type ATPase, PMCA-type. Gene Ontology annotation, cellular component: intracellular membrane-bounded organelle; membrane. Gene Ontology annotation, molecular function: P-type calcium transporter activity; ATP binding; ATP hydrolysis activity. The coding region runs from base 1 to 4359 and encodes 1452 amino acids. Gene Ontology annotation, biological process: calcium ion transmembrane transport; intracellular calcium ion homeostasis. The transcript is spliced from 4 exons. The record is from RefSeq and is a predicted model, not a curated record.